Molecule: messenger RNA, 2135 nt
Organism: Aspergillus campestris IBT 28561
Lineage: Eukaryota; Fungi; Ascomycota; Eurotiomycetes; Eurotiales; Aspergillaceae
Product: nuclear export protein Noc3
Exons: 1
Coding region: 42-2054 (670 amino acids)
Biological process (GO): DNA replication initiation
Cellular component (GO): nucleolus
Molecular function (GO): chromatin binding
Source: RefSeq, a predicted model, not a curated record
GUCCCCAUUGCACUUCUAUCCCCCCAGAUAGAACAUUUAAAAUGGCCCCCGAUCGGACGACAAAAAGAAGACGGGUCAGUCCCCCAGCCGACGAGGACACUUCCACGCGUGCAACCCGCGCCCAGGCCGAGUUCGUCAACAACGCCGCAGAAUGGGACCUCGAGCAGGACUACGAGCGUCGACCGCGCAAGGUGGGAAAGAAAGACAAGGAGGUCACUCGACUGCCGAUCAAGACGGACGAAGGGUUUCAGGCGGUGGAAGAAUCCGAACAAGAGGCAGACGAGUCCGACAGUUUCCUCGGGACCGACGAUGAGGACGAGGGUUUCGAGGGCAUCGAGGAGGAGCCCCAACCCGAGGAACCCAAGAUUCCAUUGAAGCUCCAGAUCAUCCAGGCGAAGGAAGAGAUUGCCCGAGUCGCGAUGCUGAUCAACGAAGAUCCGGAGGACCACAUCUCGUCGCUUAGAAGCAUAGCCGACAUGGCCAGUGAUCGCAGACAUGUCACCAUCCAGAAGCUGGCCCUGGCGUCGCAGGCCGCCAUCUACAAGGACAUCAUUCCCGGGUAUCGCAUCCGUCCUCUCACCGAGUCCGACAUGACGGCCAAGGUCUCCAAGGACGUGCGCAAGGUGCGGAACUACGAGCAGGCGCUGCUGACGGGGUACAAGAGCUACGUGAACCGACUGGUGCACCUGACCAAGACGACGAAAGGAGACGCCCCCGUCGAUCCGAGCCUGAAGAGCGUGGCGAUCAACUGCGUGUGCAGUCUCCUCCUGGGGGUGCCGCAUUUCAACUGCCGCCCGGACCUGACCAAAGUCCUGGUCAACCGGUUGGCCAGACGGCAGGCGGACGCGGACUUUAUCAAGUGCCGCGAGACGAUAGAGGAGGUGUUCGCCAAGGACGAAGACGGGAUCGUCUCGCUGGAGGCCGUCCGACUGCUCUCCAAAAUGAUCAAGGGCAAGGAGUUCCGCGUCAACGAAAGCCUGCUGGACACGUUCCUGCACCUGCGCCUCCUGUCGGAGUUCUCGUCCAAGGCCUCGCGAGACCGCGUCGACCGGCCGUCCGACGAGACCUUCGGCAAGAAGAACCAGAAGAAGGAGUUCCGCACCAAGCGCGAGCGCAAGGUCCAACGGGAGCGCAAGGUCGUCGAGAAGGACAUGAAGGAGGCCGACGCGCUGGUCUCGCACGAAGAGCGCGACAAGAACCAGGCCGAGACGCUGAAGCUGGUCUUUGGGGUUUACUUCCGCAUCCUCAAGCAGCGCAUCCCGAAACUGAUGGGUCCCGUGCUGGAGGGUCUGGCCAAGUACGCCCACCUCAUCAACCAGGACUUCUUCGGCGACCUGCUGGAAGCCAUGAAGGAUCUGAUCGGCCACGCGGACGAGGUGGAGAUGGCAGACGAGGAAGACGAAGAGGAAGAGGAGGAGGACCAGACGACGCGCGAUACCCAGCGCGAGGCGCUCCUCUGCAACGUCACCGCAUUCGCCCUGCUCGACGGCCAAGACGCCAGCAAAGCGGCCGGAGCCCUCCACCUCGACCUGACCUUCUUCGUCAAGCAUCUCUACCGCUCGCUCUACCCAAUGUGCAUCAACCCGGACGUGGAAUACAACCCGAACAGCGCGCUCCGCCUCCCGGACCCCAACCACCCAGGGCGACCCGCACCCCGCAAGAAAGUCGACUUCCAGACGCCCACCGUCCUCCUCCUCCGCUGCCUGCAGUCCGCCCUGCUGUCCCGCUCGCACGGCACUCCACCUCCCUCCCGCCUCGGCAGCUUCACCAAGCGACUCAUGACAAGCUCGCUCCAGCUCCCCGAGAAAUCCGCCAUCGCAACACUCUCCCUCCUCAACCAGGUCGCAAAGUUCCACUCGCGCCGGAUCUCCUCCCUCUGGCACAGCGAAGAGCGCAAGGGCGACGGCGUGUUCAACCCUUAUGCUGCGGACGUCGAGGGGACGAACGUGUUUGCGGGGACGGUCUGGGAGGGCGAAUUGCUGCGGUUGCAUUAUUGUCCUGAGGUGAGAGCGGGGGCUCUGGAUAUGGAGAAGAUGAUUUCUGUGCGGAAGUAGCCUGCUUUCUUCAUGGAUUUCUUUGAUAUAUGUUUUUUUCUUCUUUCAUCAAUGAAGUUUUGAUUAGCGAUUAAGUUGUUU